Molecule: messenger RNA, 3539 nt
Organism: Stegostoma tigrinum
Lineage: Eukaryota; Metazoa; Chordata; Chondrichthyes; Orectolobiformes; Stegostomatidae
Gene: casp3b
Product: caspase 3, apoptosis-related cysteine peptidase b
Exons: 8
Coding region: 297-1160 (287 amino acids)
Biological process (GO): keratinocyte differentiation; proteolysis; apoptotic process
Cellular component (GO): cytoplasm
Source: RefSeq, a predicted model, not a curated record
GACCAGAACCAGCGGCGAACUACCUCUGCACUGCGCCUGCGGCCUCCGGGGUUGGGGGCGGGGACACGGCUGGAAGUCGCGCUCCGGGAUCAACAGGCGCGCGCUCGGAACGGGGAGCGGUUGGUGAUGUGACGUUAGCGGCAGCUCGCGUUUCAGUCCGAGUUGGAACCGGUCCGGGCUGGAUGUUAUGUGAAGGAGUGAAAGGUGCAGUAGAUAUCCCCCACUCAUUCUGCCUGCUCUUCGAUCAGCAGCAUCCUCCUGUCUCAUCACUGCUUUUGUUGUUCUAACCUGUAGCAAUGGCUGAUACGAGAACAAUGUCUGGUGGUGAUACUGUUGAUGCACAAUCCAGUACAAUCUAUGAAGGAAGAAGCCAAAAACAACUGGCUGAUGAUACUCUUGCUGUGGAUGCAGUACCUGACCAGUAUAUAAAGUAUAAAAUGAGCUACAAACAUAUUGGCAAGUGUCUUAUCUUCAACAAUAAGAAUUUCCAUCCAGUGACAGGCAUGAAUAAACGUAAUGGUACGGAUGUAGAUGCUGCUAAACUGAGCAAGACAUUCAAAAACCUGGGCUAUGAUGUUAUGGUUUAUAAUGACAAAACAUGCAAUGAAAUGCUUGAAAUAUUGCAAAAUGCUGCCAAGAGCGACCACAGCCAAAUGGCUUCAUUUGUUUGUAUUUUCCUCAGCCAUGGAGAUGAAGGAUUAUUGUAUGGAAUAGAUGGCGCUGAAGAAAUUAGAAAAUUCACCAGUAUCUUUCGAGGAGAUCGAUGCAGAUCUUUGGUUGGCAAGCCAAAGAUGUUCUUUAUCCAGGCUUGUCGAGGAAAUGAAUUUGAUGGAGGUGUUGAGACUGACAGUGUUGUAGAUGAAAAGAGUACUUCCCUGAAAAAAAUACCCAUAGAGGCUGACUUCCUGUAUGCUUAUUCUACAGCGCCUGGCUAUUACUCUUGGAGGAAUACAGGCAAUGGUUCAUGGUUUAUUCAGUCAUUAUGCCAUGUACUCGACACACAUGGCAAGGAACUGGAGAUCAUGCAAAUACUCACUAGAGUCAACCAUAAAGUGGCAUUGGAAUUUGAAUCCAGCACGCAUACGGAGGCUUGCAAUGAGAAAAAGCAAAUCCCUUGCAUUAUUUCUAUGCUAACUAAAGAACUUUACUUUAGUUGUUAAGACACUUUUGGAAAUGUGAAAUUGCACAAUUUCUUCAAUCUAUUCCAGAAUUAACAGCAACUUCCAAAACUUUAUCUGCCUGAAGAGCAAUAAAUGCUUUAAUCAACAUAACCAAUCAUAGAAUUUUUGGUGGUUAUUUUGAUGGCAUAAAUACAUUUCUAAAACCUGUUUAGUUAAAUUGUUGAUGCAAUAUCUUUACAAUGUCAAAUUUUGAAAAUCAAUAGUUAAUUUUUGAAUUUCAUUGUUAAAAGCAACUUAGCAGGUUUUUUGACUGAGUUUUGUUAAUAUAAAGAGAGCUUUUGAUAAAUAAAACAAAGAAUUGGGGAUGCUGGAGAAACUCAGCAGCAAAUUAGUGCAGUUUCUUCCCACAGAUCCCACCAGACCACCUGAGUUUCUCCACCAAUUUCUGUUUGCAUUUCUUUUGAUUAAAAUCGUGUUUGAGGAUCUUGCAUUGUUUUGUGUGUAUCAAUAGCCAUGUGUUUGAAAAUAAUUAAAAAUUUACACAAUUAUAAAGUAACCCAGUGAGAGCAACUAAAUGUAGAUGCUGAACAACAACUAUCUUUAUUGUCUUUCAAACAUGUUAACAUGUCUCACCAGCAUUUUUAAAAAGACAGCGUCCAAUAGUGUAUACUAAUUCAGCUUUGUAUGAGCAGUACCUUGGAUCCAGAAACUUGAGUACAUAAAACAGAAUGAUAUUUUGGUGUACUAGUGAAAGGCUGCUGCAUUAUCGGGUUCAGGUGAAACUUUAAAGAGGCUGGUUCUGAGUAAGGGUCUCCAGACCCAAAACGUUAACUCCGUUUUUUCCCUUACAGAUGCUGCUAGACCUGCUGAGAUUUUCCAGAAACUUUGUUUUUGUUCCUUGUUUAAAGAGCCUGGACCUUUGUUUCCUGUCAUUAUUCAUUAGAUAAACCUGAAAGAUCCCAUAGCACUUAUCAAAGUUUGCCUGUCUUAAAAUGAGUUAACUGGACCCUUUUUCAUUAUUUGUGGGAUUUUGCUUUACAAAUUGGCUACUAUGUUCAUCCAUAUUACAGCGUAGAAUUUUAAAAAUACUUUGGUUCUGAAACGUCAAGAUAUCCUUAGGAAGUCAAAUUCACUGUGUAACUAGAAGCUUGAAUAUUUGAGUGGAAGUAGUUUAGAAAUGAUACAGCACAGAAAGGGACCUUUUGGCCCAUCUUGUCCAUGCUGAUCCAAAGACACCCAGGUGUCCUUUCUCAUCCCAUCUUCCUGCACGUGGCCCAUAGCCCUGCAGUUUUCAGCAGUUAAGGUGUGGAACCAGGUACGCUUUGAAAGAGUGUAGUGUCUGUGUCUCCACCACCAACCUUAGGCAACAAAUUCCAGACACCAGCCACCAUCUGCGUUUUUUUUAAGAGGUUUUUUUCCUCAGGUUCCCUCUAAUCUUUCUGCCACUUAGCUUGAAUCAAUGACCCCUGAAACAUUCCAAGUAUUACAUUUUCAGAACUACUUCUAACCAAUUUACUUCCUUAUAUUCAGUUUUAGCAAAGUCACAGUAAAGAUAAAUUUAUUUAGCAUGUAGUAUUUUAAAGCCAAUAAGAUAACAUUAGGAUGAAUCUUUUAGGCUGAAUCAGUGAACUGGUCAUGUAGGAAUUUUUGAACUUGAAGUUCGAUCAAAUGACUCUGCUGCUUUGCAGAAUGUAAUUAGACAUUCCUUGUAAUGGGUAAGACUGAAAUCUGAGUUAGAAAACUUUUUUUUAGGGGUUACAUUUUAAAUAUUUCCUCUGUCUCUAUCUUAAAUUCUCCCCAAAUUAUACCUUACUAAGGAGCAGGCAUAACUUAACACCCUGACGAUACAGAGGAUUCUUGGUUUCUUUGGUUUUUUUAUAGUUUUAAGAUCUGUGCUUUUUUUUUUCUUCUAUUAUCUUUGGAGAGAGUGUGUUAGUUUGACUGCUGGUCCUAUUUAGUGCCUUCUCAUCAAUAAUUGUCACGAACUUGCAUCUUGAAUGCAGUCUUCCCUUAGCUGGACUGGCAAAUUUGCACUGGGUUACAUUGUUCUGCAUGAUAAAUAAAAAGCAAGCUUUGAAUUUUGCUAUGUUUGAAAUAUCUAGAGCCUUAUCCUAUAUACUUUUCGGGUAAUGAUAAUGGAAACUUUAAUUUUUACUGUUAAAGCCUCAAUACUGGGAUUCAGUAUUUGAUAUUUACACCUUUCUGAAAACUUGGAUGCUGAAUAUUGCAAAGAAUAGUGUCCGUUUCUUGUUCAGGUGCAUUACAUGUCUGAAAUAAACAAACUGAUACUAUACUGUUGUGCUCAGAAGAAAGUGCAAUAACAGCUGAAGUUUUUGUUUGUGUUAGGCAGUUUACUGUAUAAUGAAUCUUGUCAUAUUAUAAUAAAAUCCAUUUAACUACUGUAUUUUCCACACAACG